Molecule: messenger RNA, 724 nt
Organism: Volvox carteri f. nagariensis
Lineage: Eukaryota; Viridiplantae; Chlorophyta; Chlorophyceae; Chlamydomonadales; Volvocaceae
Exons: 3
Coding region: 203-724 (173 amino acids)
Source: RefSeq, a predicted model, not a curated record
GUGGGCACUGUCCCCCCCACGGUAGGGGGUGAGGGUUUGUUGUGUUGUUUGCAAUGAGUGCCAGCCAUUUGGUGUGAAGCAAAAAUGCAUGGACGACUCUGAUGUUAGACUCCCCAGCCUAGAUUCGGUGCUGCCAACUCAUAGAACUUCCUUGUUUGGUUUGCUAUGGGAUGCGACUUAUUAGCAAAGGUCUAACAAUUGAAUGCAUGACGGCCUAGUGAGAUGGCUGCUGUUGGUGCAUGCACUGAUGAUGGCCAUGCUCUUGGCAGACAGCAGUGGAGCAGCCUGCAGGGGCCGCUUUUGUCGAAAGAGUGGUAGUACAUGUCGGGUAGUUUGUGAAUGCGCGCUCCGUCAUUUGCCCACUUGCCGACCGCAUACACCAAAGCUUGCGGCAAACAACAGGAAAACGGCAAACAACUCCAAGAAGCUUGCAUUAACGGUCGACGCAGGAACUGACGAGGAUAAUGACGUUGCGGUGUUCCUCUUGGCUGCGCAGUUUGGAGUGGAAGCACAGCUACAUAAGCCCGAACCUUCAUCUUCACGUCUGCCACAAAAUGGCUGCUGCAGCCCAACACCUUUUCCAAGCCUAUCCAAGCCUACAAGAGUAACCGAGCGAGCACCCAACACCGCCAGCGGCAUUCCAGCUGUUGCUGCCGCCAUCACCUCCGCCGUCUCAGCAGCAGCAGCAGCAGGAACUCCCGGCGGCACUGCUGUGCUUAAUUAG